CAGUUAAUUUUUUUUUUCUCCUCUGAUUUGUAUCAUACAUGGUUUUAUUUCUGCAUCGGUUUUUAUUCUGAGAUUUGAAAGCUACCUUUGUGCAUCAGAGGGAGGAGAGACCUGAUUAACGGGAAUUUAAUACUCAACAAAUCAACCUGAUGUCAAGCACGGGACUCAGUAGCAGGUAAACAAUGAGACUCACCACUGCUGUCCUCUGGGCAGCUGCCCUAUUGAUGGGGCUCAGUCCAAAGAGGAGCGCUUCGUCCCCCGACAGCAUCGUCGACCUUUCAUCCAAAAACCUCUCCUCCGUCCCAGGAGACCUGCCGCAGACGGCUGAGGCUGUCGACCUUUCACGCAACCAGAUACACCGCCUUCACAACGGAGACUUUAGAAACACCGCCCUCCUCACCUUCCUGAACAUGUCGUGGAACAGUUUGGAGGAGAUCGACCCGGACACUUUUCUCGACACGCCGCUCCUGAGUCACCUGGACCUGUCACACAACAGGCUGAUGAACCUGUCAGGUCAGGGAUACCUGCUCCACACGGGGAACCUCCUGGUGCUGAACCUGGCACAUAACGAGUUCCUCACUAUGACGCUGGGGAGUGAGUUCUCUUCCCUGGUUAAGCUGGAGAGCUUAACAGUUGGGGCGAAAUGCAUCAACGUGAGUGACUUCGUGAACAUCGCUAGUGUGGAGCUGCACACUCUGACCCUUUCCAUCGAGGAUGAGCUCGCUUAUGAAAACGGCAGCGUGAGGGAUGUUCGUGCCCAGAGGCUGCAGAUAGCUUUCAGUAGCACUCAAAUAAUGAAUCAUGAUCUGAUCGAUGACGCCCUGUCAGUCUUUGCUGAAGUGGAGUUGAUGCAUUUGAAAGGCGGCUACAAAACCCUAACUAAGCAGUUGAUUGAGAGAUCAGAAAUCCACACUUCGUAUCUUCAUCUCACACACAUCGUCAUUGUCUGGGAUGAGUUGACUCAGUUUGUGAAUGCGGUUCUGCGCACAUCCAUCUCCCACCUGACGGCCUCUGAUGUGACCAUUAACAAUCCGCCUACUCGUGACACCCCUGUGACCAAAACGUCAAAAAUGAUCUCCUUCACAGCCAGCGGGGCAAAGGUGACAUCUUUCUUCUUUUCCCAGGAGUGUCUGUACAACUUUUUUAUCAACCUGCCCGUGAUGAAUGUGGCAAUCGUGAAGAGUCCGAUCAUACACAUGACAUGUCCAAAGUCGCAGAGUCCUGUCCUGCAGCUGGACUUCUCCUACUGUGCUCUGUCAGACACCAUCUUCACCGGAGUGGAGCGUGAGAAGAUUGUUGAAUGUGAGAAUCUGGGCAACUUGAGGAAGCUGAUUCUUGUGGGCAACAAUCUUAAGAACCUGCAGCUACUCAGCAAACGCGUGGGGUACAUGACAUCCCUGCAAUCCCUGGACCUCAGCGUCAACUCAAUAGUUUACGACGGUUUGUUGGAUUGCGUCUGGCCACAAAGCAUUACCAGUAUGAAUCUGUCUUCUAAUGAUCUGACGCACUCAGUUUUUGAAUGCCUACCCAAAGGAGUCGAGACGCUGGACCUCCAGAACAACCAGAUCUCUCUUGUACCUGAAUCCAUCUUUAAGCUGGAAAACCUGACAUCCCUGAAUCUAAAUGCUAACAGGCUGCGUGACCUGCCAGGGUGUAAUUCUUUCCCCAUUCUGAACAAGCUCCUCCUCAAGGCAAAUUCCCUCCACGCUCCAUCUGUACACAGGUUAAAAAGCUGCUCCAGUCUGAAAACCCUCGACGUCAGUGACAACCCUUUCACCUGCACGUGCUCUCUGAGAAGUUUCAUAAGACUUGGAAUUGAGUCUGAAAACCAACAAAGUCAAACGGGGAUAGAGCUGUUGAGCUGGCCACUGGGCUAUUUCUGCAUCUACCCAGAGGACGUUAGAAACUCUUCUUUGAAAGACAUCUGGUUCCCAGAAAUCUCCUGCAACGUAGGCCUUCUAGCAGCCGCUAUCCUGGUCCCAGCAGUGGUACUGAUUAUCAGUAUUGCGAUUUUGUGCCACCACCUUGACGUUCCCUGGUAUAUGCGCAUGAUCUGGCAGUGGACCAGAGCCAAACACCGCGCACGAAUGCGCCACGUUCGACCCGAGGACCUCGUGGGUGUCGAGUUUCAUGCUUUCGUCUCUUACAGCCAGCACAACGCGGACUGGGUGCACAACUCCCUCCUCCCCAACCUCGAAGGCCCUGCGGGCGGGCUCAGAAUCUGCCAUCACGAGAAACACUUUGUGCCGGGAAGAACGAUCAUCGAGAACAUCAUGAGCUGUGUGGAGAAGAGCCGGCGCUCCGUGUUUGUGCUCUCGGCUCACUUCGUCCAGAGCGAGUGGUGCCACUACGAGCUGUACUUCGCCAGCCACCAGCGCCUUUCCCGCGGCUCGGACAGCAUCGUGCUGGUGCUGCUCGAGCCUCUGCCUCAAUACCUGAUCCCGUCCAAGUACUACCAGCUGAAGUCCAUGAUGAAACGCCACACCUAUUUAGAGUGGCCCCAGGACAGGGCCAAGCACAGGUUGUUCUGGGCCAACCUAAGGGCGGCCCUACAGGGUAACCUGCCAAACGCACCUGCCGCACAGAUACAGGAGUGAAGGUGUCAAGGUAGGAAAAGCAGGAAAAGCAUUUGGACGUUCUCAAGACUAAGUAAAUAUGUAUGUAUGUAUAUAUGUAUACAUAUACAUACAUAUAUAUGGGUCAAAGACGAGACAUGUCAAUUCUGGUGUCCGAGGCAUAUUUAUGAUAGUAAAAAUGAAUAAAAUUUUUUAAAAAGUACAAUUUGUUACUCAGUUCUCCCCACUUUACUUGCUCAUAUGAGUAUUUACUGUAAGAAAUGAAAAUUUAACGAUAUGUCCUUCCCGGAUAAUGAAGAUAUUCUGUUACCCAGGACAUGUCCUCUGUUAGAGAGACUGGACAUGUUGAUCAAUUCAGUAGCUGUAGGUUUUUAGACAUUGAUUUGAUGUUGUACUGUUGUUCUUUUAUUAUUAUUAAUAGAAUUUAGAUUUGAUUUAGAUUUUUUGCCACUUUUAAAGUCCUUAUAUGUCUUUGACCCAUAUACA
Messenger RNA from Mugil cephalus (flathead mullet), 3062 nucleotides. It is a transcript of the gene tlr1, whose product is annotated as toll-like receptor 1. Bases 183 to 2597 code for a protein of 804 amino acids. The record is from RefSeq and is a predicted model, not a curated record. Gene Ontology annotation, cellular component: membrane. Gene Ontology annotation, molecular function: transmembrane signaling receptor activity; protein binding. Gene Ontology annotation, biological process: inflammatory response; immune response; toll-like receptor signaling pathway. Lineage: Eukaryota; Metazoa; Chordata; Actinopteri; Mugiliformes; Mugilidae. The transcript is spliced from 2 exons.